Molecule: messenger RNA, 3300 nt
Organism: Orbilia oligospora ATCC 24927
Lineage: Eukaryota; Fungi; Ascomycota; Orbiliomycetes; Orbiliales; Orbiliaceae
Exons: 9
Coding region: 1-3300 (1099 amino acids)
Biological process (GO): DNA replication proofreading; base-excision repair, gap-filling; DNA-templated DNA replication
Cellular component (GO): delta DNA polymerase complex
Molecular function (GO): DNA-directed DNA polymerase activity; DNA binding; nucleotide binding
Source: RefSeq, a predicted model, not a curated record
AUGGUAGUAGCUGUCGCAAAGCGGGUCCUGGGUGACCAAACCGCCUCACAUAAUAAUAAUUUUAAUAGCAUGGCUAGCAAGAAACGAAAACUCGACAUAGCUGGCCCGAGCCAGAACCAGAAGCUCGCGAAACUCUCGCAGGUUAAGUCGUCGUUCGAAGAAGACCUCGGCAGGUUGACACAGGAAAUCGGUGAUCUGAAAGGAGCCAAUGCGGAAACGGACCAGAAAUGGGCUCGUCCGAGUAUGGAUGAUUGGAAACCAAACGAAGCCGAUUUGAUAUUUCAACAAAUUGAUACAGAAGAUGGAUAUUGGAAUGGGAAACCCUGUGUUAGGCUAUUUGGUGUUACUGAGUCAGGGCAUUCCGUCUUACUCCAUGUCACCGAUUUCCUACACUACCUUUAUGUUCAAGCCCCGGUUGGCUUUAAUCAGUCACACAUCCUCCCAUAUCAUGAUUUCUUGGAACAUAGGAUCGGAGCUGGCGGUGCAGAUGUCAUUGCUAGCACUCAGCUUGUGAUGAGAGAGAAUCUCUACGGUUUCCAAGGGAAUCAAAAAUCACCUUACAUCAAAAUCACAGUCACCGAUCCGAAACAUAUCCCUAAAGUCCGGAGAUUCCUGGAAUCGCGUGAAUCUGACUCCAAUUAUGACGGGAUGUGGAAUGGUGUUAGCGGGGGGAUUAUGACAUUUGACAAUAUUCAAUACAUCAUGAGGUUCAUGGUAGACACCAAGAUGUCUGGAAUGUCUUGGGUCGAGGUCAAGAAGGACAAAUACAAAUAUGUCCCAACAGGAGCCAAUAGUAUCCGCUUAGGAUCAGCCCAGAUCGAGGCUUCCUGCCAUUAUAAAGAUCUGAUUACACACCAAGCUGAAGGCGAAUGGUCGAAAAUGGCUCCUCUGCGUGUUCUGUCCUUUGACAUCGAAUGUGCCGGUCGCAAAGGAAUUUUCCCGGAUCCAAAAAUCGACCCUGUUAUUCAGAUCGCAUCAGUUGUCACAAGAUACGGAGACAAGCAACCCUUCAUACGAAAUGUGUUCUGCCUCAAUACCUGUGCUCUCAUCGCAGGUUGCCAGCUCUGUGAAUUCUCAAGGGAAGACCAGAUGUUGCGUGCUUGGACGAAAUUCCUCCAAGAAGUCGACCCCGAUGUUAUAAUUGGCUACAAUAUUGCAAACUUCGAUUUUCCUUAUCUUUUGGAACGCGCAGAAACCUUGAAGGUGAAGGACUUCCCAUUUUGGACCAGACUCAAUGGAACGAAAUCCGAAGCCAGGGCAUCAACAUUUUCUUCAAAGCAAAUGGGAAACAGAGAAUCCAAAACGACCAACACCAACGGCAGAAUCCAAUUGGAUGUUCUCCAGCUUGUUCAGAGGGACUAUCAGCUCAGAAGUUACACUUUGAAUUCUGUCAGUGCCCAUUUCCUCAACGAACAAAAGGAGGAUGUCCACCACACCAUGAUCACCGAACUAUUCAAUGGGACCCCGGAGUCAAGACGUCGUUUGGCCGUCUACUGUCUCAAGGAUGCUUAUUUACCCCAGCGCCUCAUGGAUAAGCUCAUGUGCCUUAUUAACUACGCUGAAAUGGCUCGUGUCACGGGUGUUCCUUUCAACUUCCUUCUAGCACGUGGUCAGCAAGUCAAGUUCUUGUCCCAGCUAUUCCGAAAAGCCGGAGAGCAGUCUCUCGUUGUCCCAAACCGUGAGCAAAAGGUCGGCGGCGGCGGCGACGAAGAGCAGUAUGAAGGUGCUACAGUUAUUGAACCCACCCGUGGCUUUUAUAAAGAACCUGUUGCUACCCUCGAUUUUGCCUCUCUGUACCCGAGUAUUAUGAUGGCGCACAAUCUUUGCUAUACUACGCUAACGAAGCAAGAACAUAUGGAUAAAAUGGGGAUGAAAGAGGGUGAAGAUUACCAUGUUACCCCGACUGGCGAUGUUUUUGUGAACACGAGUGUUAGGAAGGGGUUACUCGUUACCAUUUUUGAGGAUCUUCUGGGGGCCAGAAAACGAGCGAAGAACGAUCUUAAAAACGAAACCGAUCCUUUUAAGAAGGCUGUCUUGAACGGUAGGCAAUUGGCUUUAAAGAUUUCCGCCAAUUCCGUCUACGGUCUUACUGGCGCUACAAAUGGUAAACUGCCAUGUUUGGCCAUUGCUAGUAGUUGUACUAGUUACGGUCGAGAGAUGAUUGAGGCCACUAAAGCCGAAGUAGAGAAGAGAUACACAAUUGCGAACGGGUACUCUCAUGAUGCCCAGGUCAUCUACGGUGAUACCGAUUCCGUCAUGGUUAAAUUUGGGCCAAAAGAUCUGAAAAAAGUCAUGGCGAUGGGCGAAGAAGCCGCUGCGUUCGUUUCCAGCAAGUUUAUCAACCCCAUUAAACUUGAGUUCGAGAAGGUGUACUUUCCAUACCUUUUGAUCAACAAGAAGCGAUAUGCAGGUCUAUAUUGGACAAAUCCGAACAAGUACGACAAAAUGGAUUCGAAGGGGAUUGAAACUGUUCGAAGAGAUAACUGUCGACUUGUGCAGACGGUUAUCGAAACGGUUUUGAAGAAAAUCCUAAUUGACCAAGACGAAGACGGAGCACAGGCGUACGUUAAGGAUAUGAUAUCAGAUCUAUUGCAAAAUAAAGUCGAUAUGUCGAAUUUGGUGAUUACAAAGGCGCUAUCGAAGGAGGAGUAUGCAGCAAAACAGGCUCACGUGGAGCUUGCUGAAAGAAUGAGGAAAAGAGACGCCGGUUCUGCGCCAACUCUAGGGGACCGUGUCGCCUAUGUCAUUGUGAAGGGAGCAGGAGGCGCGAAGAAUUACGAGAAGUCCGAGGACCCGAUUUACGUACUAGAGCACAAUGUCCCCAUCGACACGAAAUAUUAUCUUGAGCAACAACUAGCGAAACCCUUGCACAGAAUUUUCGAGCCCAUCCUUGGGGCAAAAAGGGCGGACCAGUUGCUUACUGGUGAUCACACAAGAACGAUUUCAGUUGCUGCACCAACUAUGGGCGGGUUGAUGAAGUUUGCAAAGAAGACGCAGACAUGUAUGGGAUGCAAGACCCCUUUGACAAGGAAAGAUGAGGCAGGUGGUGCUGUUUGUCAUAGCUGCCAGGAUCGCAGUGCGGAACUUUACCAGAAAACCCUCUCCAAAGUUUCUGACCUGGAAGUGAGGUUUGGAAGAUUAUGGACCCAGUGCCAGAGAUGCCAAGGAUCGCUUCAUUGCGAAGUUAUCUGCAGCAGCAGGGAUUGUCCGAUCUUCUACAUGAGGAUGAAAGCCAAGAAGGAGGUUGAAGAAAUGGGCAAAGAGUUAAAACGGUUUGAUUAUGGGUUAUCGGCGUGGUAA